This is a messenger RNA of Paramacrobiotus metropolitanus, 1197 nucleotides long. RefSeq lists its product as uncharacterized. Gene Ontology annotation, molecular function: G protein-coupled receptor activity. Gene Ontology annotation, cellular component: plasma membrane. The transcript has 4 exons. Lineage: Eukaryota; Metazoa; Tardigrada; Eutardigrada; Parachela; Macrobiotidae. Bases 106 to 1164 code for a protein of 352 amino acids. The record is from RefSeq and is a predicted model, not a curated record. Gene Ontology annotation, biological process: G protein-coupled receptor signaling pathway.
UUAACGGAUUCGGGUACAACGGCGACGAACAAUCCCAGUCUGUAUGUGUAUUUUGUGUGCUAUCCAGUGUUGUUGGCCUGUUGCACGGCAGGUAGCCCGUUGAUCAUGGCUGCACGAUUGCAUGAUUCGGAAAGCCGCAAAUCAUCGACAACGGUUUACAUGGUGUGCUCGGCAUUGGGAAAUCUUUGCAUUCUCUGGUCAAUAUUGCCGGAUUAUAUAACAGCAACCGUAAGCUUUGGUGCGAAUGUUGAGAACGGCUCGGAUCAGGCCAAUGAUUCUUACGCAAACUUUUACACAGCGUAUAAAGGCUUCGCAGCGUUUUUAAAUGAGACUGCUACGCAGUUCGCAGACUGGACGCUGAUAAUAUUUGCCGUUGAACGGUUAUUAGUUGCGUUACGACCUUUAUCCAAUGCAUUGACCAGAACCGUUACAGCAACAUGGCGACGUGCCAUCCUGAAAGAGUGCGCUAUUUUAAGUUUGUCGAUAAUGUUUUCCGUAUCCAAUUUGUGCACCUACUACUACUAUUACAUUUCUGGGAACCGGACGCUGAUACUGCAAGACGACUUACCACCACCUUUGAAAACCUGGUACCAGCUGCAAGAAGACGCCGAGAUGGGAAUGUGGUACGCUAAAUGGCUGACAAUGCUGAUACUGGACAUUUCUCUAAUUGUGGUCUUGUGGCGACACCGAACAGCCUUUCGAAAAUCCGUCAUUAAGCGCAGCAAGACUUGCGGCACACGCACUGCGAAUGCCACGGUCCUCGGCAGUCUACUGCUGUACAUGGUGACACAGUUGCCCUAUGUCCUGCUGUCGUGUCUGAAAAUAGCCAGUCGUCCUCCAUACUGCUCUUAUCCAAUGACGUAUGAACAAGAAAGCCGGGCCCGACCAAUCGUAUACAUCGUCCAGUGGAGCAACUAUUCGGUGACCUUUCUCGUAUAUUAUUCAGCCAGUUUGACGUUUCGCAAGCAGUGUAGAGCUUUAUGCAAAACAAUAAGCCAUCCUGCACGGCAAGCGCACCAAACUUUAACCAGGAUAAUCACGGUAACGAAGAGUGCAGAGUCAUCAACGCUAAAAAGCGCUAAAAGUGUGACGUUUAACACAGCCGGAAAUAAGGGUAUUUCAGCGCCGGAAGCGUUCGAAUUUCAUAACGAAAUGAAAGAUUAAACGCUGUUUUUUUUUAUUGCAAUUUGUGGUAGU